Stereum hirsutum FP-91666 SS1 is the source of this 1284-nucleotide messenger RNA. Its product is annotated as ubiquitin-like modifier 1. The record is from RefSeq and is a predicted model, not a curated record. Gene Ontology annotation, molecular function: protein tag activity. Lineage: Eukaryota; Fungi; Basidiomycota; Agaricomycetes; Russulales; Stereaceae. The transcript is spliced from 4 exons. The coding region runs from base 1 to 357 and encodes 118 amino acids. Gene Ontology annotation, biological process: tRNA thio-modification; protein urmylation. Gene Ontology annotation, cellular component: cytoplasm; nucleus.
AUGUCCACCAUCAACGUCAAAAUCGAAUUCGGAGGCGGUCUCGAGUUGCUUUUCUCUAAUCAGCGUUCACAUCGGGUGUCUAUACCCUCUCAUGUUCCCGCUCCGACAGCAGCAUCAGACUCUACAGAUGCGGAGACUACACCAUCGACCAGACCGUCAGAUAUAACGUAUCUGAUCUCGUGGUUGAAGGAUAACUUGUUACAAGAGAGGGCGGAGCUAUUUAUUGAGAACGGAACAGUACGGCCGGGGAUCUUGGUACUCGUGAACGAUACGGACUGGGAGUUGGAGGGCGAGGGGGAUUAUCAGUUGAAGGACGGGGACGAGGUCGUCUUUAUCUCGACGUUGCACGGAGGAUAGGGCUUUUCGUGAGUACAUAUGCCUUCUUACGGCUUGGCGCACCCGUGGUCCAUAGAAAGAGAAGGAGCAGUGGUCAUAGCAGAAGUUGCAGAGAGUGGCGCGAAAUAUAUGAUACAGCGUAUGGAGGACAUGUCAUGAAUAUAAAUACCUCCCGUCCUUCAUGACGGCUUGCCUCCCGACCCCGAGCCGCCUCCAAGUCCAAACCAGCUCUUCCAAGACGACUUUGACGAUGGAGACGCCUCAACGCCCUCACUCCCCGCCACACUCCCAUCCUUCUCCACCCUCUCCAAAUUCUCGCUCGCCCGCCUGCCCUCCUCCCUCACCCUCUCCACCUCCCCCCAUAUAUUUCCCUUCCCCUCCUGCAACGCCUCCCCUAUCUCCGUAAUUGCAUUCUCCGCCUUAAACGCCUCCUCCGCGCCCUUCAACCGCUCCUUAAACUCCUCGCUCGCCUUCUUCGCCUUCUUCGCCUCUUCGCGAUCGUCCGGUGCGAGCUGUGCGCGGAGCGCGCCCUGGCGGUAGGCGUAUCCGCAGAUGGCGACGACGGUGAAGGCUUGGGCACCGACGCGGACGCGGAGCCAUUUGUUCAUGUCCAUGGAUUUGCCUUGGCGGAGUUUUAUGGAGGCCAUGGUGAGGGCGGCGCAUGUUGCCAAUAGACCGACGGGAAUCAGAGGCUCCUCCUUCAACUUCCGCGAUGCUUUUUGAGUAAACGUCUCGCCCUCGGCACCGACAGUGACAGCUACGGGAUGGCUCAUGGUCGGUGGUUUGGCUUAUGAAAGAGAAUACUAAAGAAUGUAGCCGCUGGUGUGAUUCCAGAAGAGUACAGCAGAUCAACCCUCACUGCUCAGUACUACUUGAAUGCCAGUUAUGUAGACUGCAAGGUCUCUAUUGGAGAGUAUUAGGAGCAAGCAGCGAGCUGAUAGCCAACUG